AAAAAGUAGAAGACCAACAAACGGCACACCUUUCCGGUGCGUUUCAUACUUAGAUCAUGCCAUGAUCUGCUUCUAAAAUUGCUUUCAUUUCCAGAGACAGCUUAGUCUAUAUCUCCAAUCACCCUUCUUUCUCACAAAAAGUAGCGUUCGGGCCGGUGUCACCAGAAAAUUAAGCAGCCGGAAAUGCCAUUGUUCUUGACGGAGACAAGCCGCGAAGGGAGGGAGGGCGGCCAGAAUAUUAGUUACCGGUUGAAAAAAGCUGUUUCUCCGGCGAGCAGUGUGAGGGAGAUAGAGGAGGAGGAAGGAGAAAGUGAUUGUUCGAGCGAGCUGUUUGAGAUCGGGGAAGAUCAUGGCAGAACGGCGUCCUCGUGGAGAGAAGAUCGUGAGUUUGAGGAGAGCCUGUUUUCGUUCGAUAUCGGGAAGCACUACAGCAGGGUCGACGUGGAGGGGGGCGGCGACGGAGACGACCGCGGCGUUUAUGUGGCUGUGGGGAAGAGCGACACCAGCGCGGGGGCGCUUGUGUGGGCUCUCAAGCAUGCUGUCAGCCCUCGCAGCCGGACCUCCGCAGUUGUUUAUCUCCUACAUGUCUUCCCUCACAUACGCCAUAUUCCUUCUCCAUUAGGAAAGCUUCCAAUAAGUCAAGUGGAUCCACAACAAGUGCAACAGUACAUGACUCAGGAAAGUGACAAGAGGAAAGAAUUCCUUCAGCCAUUCAUUGAUGUGUGUUCAGCCUUUAAGGUGAAGGCAGAGACCAUUCUCAUCGAGGAUGACAAGGUGGCAAAAGCCAUCCUCAACCACAUUCCUACUCUCAACAUAAGGCAGCUGGUGGUGGGAGCCAAGACUUCCAAACUAAGGAAACUGAAGUCGAGGAGGGGAAGUGGGAAGGCCAGCCAGAUACUGAGGAAAGCACCUGAUUCCUGUGAAGUCAUUGUCAUCUGUGAUGGAAAACAAGUGGUUUUUGACCAUAUUACCGAAAUGCCCUCUCCUCGCAGUAGCGAUGCUUCCACUAGUUCCUCCAGGUCGCAGCAAGAUGAGGAGGGGCACCAUCGUCACUCCUUCUCUAUUAAUUCUAUCUUCAGUAAGGUUAAGAGACACCUGCGGGGAUAGCUUCGUUGGUAAGAGUGUGAGGCUGAAGAUCUCAAGGUCUCGUCUUUCAUCCAUGCUAGCUGCAUUAAUUUUUUGGCCUUCUAUUAUUUAUAUUUUCUUCUUCUUUUUCUGUAUAAAAUUAGAAAAUAGAUAACGGUCAGAUUGUAAACUGUUCUUCGUGGUUGGUACUAUUAAAUGUAUUUACUUCUGUUCCUAAAUAUUGAUUAAUAUGACCAAGGAUUUGUACC
Malania oleifera is the source of this 1334-nucleotide messenger RNA. RefSeq lists its product as uncharacterized. Bases 184 to 1107 code for a protein of 307 amino acids. The record is from RefSeq and is a predicted model, not a curated record. NCBI's taxonomy places the organism in Eukaryota, Viridiplantae, Streptophyta, Magnoliopsida, Santalales, Ximeniaceae. The transcript is spliced from 5 exons.